Messenger RNA from Nerophis ophidion (straightnose pipefish), 806 nucleotides. RefSeq names its product phosphomevalonate kinase (gene pmvk). The record is from RefSeq and is a predicted model, not a curated record. Gene Ontology annotation, biological process: cholesterol biosynthetic process; isopentenyl diphosphate biosynthetic process, mevalonate pathway. Bases 93 to 731 code for a protein of 212 amino acids. Lineage: Eukaryota; Metazoa; Chordata; Actinopteri; Syngnathiformes; Syngnathidae. Gene Ontology annotation, molecular function: phosphomevalonate kinase activity. Gene Ontology annotation, cellular component: cytoplasm. The transcript has 5 exons.
AGUUUUCUCCACCUCUUCCGGAAAACAAGAUCCCGAGGCACGUCGCUGCUCGGUCCGAUCCCCGGCGAUUGAUUACCUGAUCCGUGGGAUUGAUGUGUGAUCGGUCUGACUCGAUGGAAAGUCCAAAUACUGGACCCAAACUGAUACUGGUUUUCAGCGGGAAACGGAAGUCUGGAAAAGAUUACGUUACGGAUAUGAUCCUGGAGCGUUUAGGGGAGGACGUGUGCUGCGUCGUGCGUCUUUCUGCGCCCCUCAAGCAACAGUAUGCUCAGGAACACGAUCUAGACCUGGACCAGCUGUUGGGUCCGGGUCUUUACAAGGAGCGCUAUCGGGCUGAUAUGAUUCGCUGGGGUGAAGCUCGACGACAGCAAGAUCCGGGAUUCUUCUGUCGCCUAGCAACCAGAGGAACCUGGCAACCAGUUUGGGUGGUGAGUGAUGCGCGGCGGCUGUCGGACCUGCAGUGGUUCUGGACACACUUUCCUCAACAGACCCGGUGCGUCAGAGUCAAAAGUAGCGAGGAAACCAGGAAGCAGAGGGGGUGGAGCUUCACCACAGGUGUGGACGAUGCAGAGUCAGAGUGCGGCCUGGACAGUGGGGUGCAUUUUGAUUGGACCGUCAAUAAUGACACCGACGCCUCCUCGUUAAACGAGCAGCUGUUGCCCAUCUUGGCACUGGCCGCACAAGCUGCUGAUCAACAAGUUGAUGUUCAAAAGAAAUACCAGGACAAUUGAACGUGGUGCUUUUAUUUUAGAAAAAGCCGUCUUGUGACGGCGUCAUCACAGCAUAAAAACAUGUUUUCAUCCAGA